Cucurbita moschata (crookneck pumpkin) is the source of this 2539-nucleotide messenger RNA. RefSeq names its product TOM1-like protein 9. The coding region runs from base 203 to 2293 and encodes 696 amino acids. The transcript has 10 exons. Gene Ontology annotation, biological process: protein transport to vacuole involved in ubiquitin-dependent protein catabolic process via the multivesicular body sorting pathway. The record is from RefSeq and is a predicted model, not a curated record. Gene Ontology annotation, molecular function: ubiquitin binding; phosphatidylinositol binding. Lineage: Eukaryota; Viridiplantae; Streptophyta; Magnoliopsida; Cucurbitales; Cucurbitaceae.
AGAAAAGGGGAAAGUAUUGUUCGUCGAGGGAAAGGGGGGUUACUGGCGAUCUCGGGGCGGGAGGGCGAUUUCGAGGGAGAGUCGACGGAAUAUUAAGCUAUUUUAUCCGGGAAAUAAUUUGCCGUCGCCGGUGGAAGCUUGUACGGUUGUCGAAUAGGAUUUUUUUCUUCCGAUCGGGCGGUGUUGUUUGUGCUGAAGAGAGAUGGUGAAUUCCGUGGUGGCGCGUGCUACGAGCGAUAUGUUGAUUGGUCCAGAUUGGGCCAUGAACAUCGAGAUCUGUGAUAUGCUGAACCACGACCCUGGGCAAGCGAAAGAUGUGGUUAAAGGUAUAAAGAAACGCCUUGGAAGCAAGAACGCAAAAGUCCAACUUCUUGCCUUGACGCUUUUGGAAACGGUCAUUAAGAAUUGUGGGGACAUUGUUCAUAUGCAUGUGGCAGAGAAGGGCCUUCUUCAUGAUAUGGUAAAAAUGGUGAAGAAGAAGCCUGAUUUUCGCGUCAAAGAGAAGAUAUUGAUUCUGAUAGAUACUUGGCAAGAAGCUUUUGGAGGACCUAGGGCAAGAUAUCCACAAUACUAUGUCGCAUACCAGGAGUUGUUGCGUGCUGGGGCAGUUUUCCCCCAGAGGUCUGAGAGCUCUGCACCUGUAUUCACCCCACCACAAACACAACCGUUGGCAUCUUAUCCUCCAAAUCUACGGAAUACUGAACGUAAUCAGCAGGAUAAUGCCGAGACCUCUUCUGAGUCUGAUUUUCCGACCUUAAGCCUGACUGAAAUUCAAAAUGCCCGUGGAAUUAUGGAUGUCCUUUCAGAAAUGCUUAAUGCAUUAGAACCAGGGAAUAAAGAGGCUAUUAGACAGGAGGUUAUUAUUGAUUUGGUUGACCAGUGCCGUACUUAUAAGCAGAGGGUGGUUCAUCUUGUUAACUCAACUGCGGAUGAAUCACUACUUUGCCAAGGACUUGCACUUAAUGAUGAUCUGCAGAGGCUUCUUGCGAGGCAUGAAUCCAUUUCUUCUGGAAAACCUGUUGUUCAGAAACCAAAGUCUGAAUCUCCUACAGCACUCGUUGAUGUAGACCGGCCUCUUAUCGACACUGGAGAUAACAGCAAACAGCCUGAGAAUAAAGCUGCCUCAACUGCCGUCGAAGGUUCUCAAACCCUGAACCAAUUGCUGCUUCCUGCACCUGCUGCAACUAAUGGUCCAGCACCUCCAGCUAAAGUUGAACCCAAUGUGGAUCUGCUGAGCGGUGACUUCAAUUCACCAAAGGCAGAGACUUCAUUGGCUCUUGUUCCUCUUGAAGAGCAACAAGCCAAUCCUCCUGUAUCUGAUCAAAAUGCUCUUGUUCUUUUUGACAUGUUCUCGGAUGGUAACAAUGCCGCCUCUAAUCCUGCAAAUCCUCCUCCUAUCAGUCCUGGUGCGCAACCCCACCCACCUUCCCAAUUUCAACAGCAGCAACCUCACCCACCUUCCCAAUUUCAACAGCAACAACCGCCAAAUGUUCACUCACCACAAGGUGGAUAUUAUCCAAAUGGGAAUGUCGCGAACAUGGGUUCGCCUAAUUAUGAGCAAUCGAUGUACAUGCAGGGGCCUGGUUCUUCCUGGAAUGGUCAAAUUCCUCAGCAGCACCAACAACAGCAGCCCUCUUCACCUGGCUAUGGUUCGCAAACAACUGGUUCAUUGCCACCUCCACCAUGGGAAGCUCAGUCUUCUGAUGGUGGCAGCCCUGUAGCAGGAUCUCAUUACUCUCAACCGAUGCAGGUUACUACUCAGGUUAUUGUCUCACACGGACUCAGUGGACAUCCCCAGGGACCUCAGUCAAUGGGGAACGAGGUUGUAGGUGUAGGAAUGUACAUCCAACCGAUAACAAGUGGUCACUUGUCUAACAUGAAUAGCCAUGUUAAUCCGAACCACCAGUUGGGGCUGCACCCACAGCAGAUCCCGGGUAUGCAAAAUGUGGGUAUGCCAAUGUCUCCACAACAAGCGCAAGCUAACCAGAUGCCACAACCCUAUUACCCUCAACAGAUGUAUGGAAACCAAAACCCAUACAACACUGGCUAUGGCUAUGGCUAUGGUCAUGGUCAACAACCGCAAGUCCCACAAUAUCUCGAGCAGCAAAUGUAUGGCAUGUCCGUUCGAGACGAUAUGAGUAUGAGCCAUUCGUCUUCUCAGGCUUCGGCUUUAUCAUAUCUGCCUCCCAUGAAGCCAGCCAACAAGCCAGAGGAUAAACUGUUCGGGGACCUCGUCGACAUCGCUAAAUUCAAACCUGGAAAGUCCACUCCUGGCAGAGCUGGCAGCAUGUGAAAUCAUCAGAACCCAUUUUUCCUUCGCUUGUUUAAUGCCUUCCCCUGUUUUACAUUGCAUUCAUAUAGUGUUUGCCUUUUAGCCCUUCAUUCUUGUUGCCUGUUUGAGUAUUGAAAUCGUGUACAUUUCUUGUAGAGGGAUGGAAAAAGGAAAAAAAGCCUUGGGAGACCACCUGCCCUGAAAUUGGACUUCUGUUGAUUUUUUUUCCCUUUUCUUUUUUAAUAAAUAAUUUUAGUGUAAGCUUCA